Rangifer tarandus platyrhynchus (Svalbard reindeer) is the source of this 1428-nucleotide messenger RNA. The record is from the annotation of a GenBank genome assembly. NCBI's taxonomy places the organism in Eukaryota, Metazoa, Chordata, Mammalia, Artiodactyla, Cervidae.
AUGAAGCGGGCCCUGCGAGCGUGGCCCACCCUGCCCCGAGCACCCCCCUUCACAGAGCUGGCCUGGCCCAGGACAGGCCUCCCCACACGUGCUGAGUCCCGACUCUCAAGGUCUCUGCGCCGCAGCCUCACACCGACUGACAAGAUGCAGGUAGAACAAAAGUUCCUCUCCCACUGCAGUGAGCCCCCCGGGGCCUUGCUGAAAUGCAGCGUCUGCUUGGGCAGGGCUGGGGUGCGUGAUUCUGCCUUUGUACUUGUGAAGAACUUCCUCAUCAUGGAAAGUUCCACUGGGUUCGGCGCCAAGGAUGCCAAACUCCGGGUCACAAGGAGUCUGGCAACCAGCCGGGGCUUGGGGUCCGAGGGCCACGGCCGCCCCAGCCGCCCCGCUCCGCCGCUGCCCACGCCGCGGCUCCCCGAAGGUGCCCGAGGCGUAGGGCACCUCCUCCCCGCGGCGGGCACCCGGCGGCUGACACCCCACCCACGCCCGCCCGCGCGCUCGGCGUCGCCGCUCGCACCCCGAGGGGUUCCCGCGACACCCCCGCCCGCCCUCCGGACAGCCGGGACUGUCGCCCCCGCACCCCCCGCCUCCGCGCCGUCCUCUCGCCGAAUUACCGGGGCGCUGGAGCCGGCCGGGUGGGGCGCCCCCGCCAGGGGAGGCAGCCUGCGGGCGCUGCCCGAGCCCGGAGCUGGAGGGCCGCUUCCCCGGCGCACUCGCCUUAUUCAUGCAAAGUUAAUCCCCGCCGCGUCACGGCCGCCCGCCCGAGGACGCGCGCCCGCCUUGGCCGAGCCCCGCAGUCUCCACCCUCCUCCGCCCCCUCCUCCCGGCGGCGGGGUCCCGGGAGCGCGUCCUGCAAAAUGUCAACUCCCCGGGCGGAGAGGGGCGGCCGGGCCGGGGCCGCGCCGCCCGCCGGGGCCGCUCCACUUUUAUAGGCGCGGGCGGCGAGCGCGGCCGGGCCGCCGAGUCCCCGCCUCUCGGGCCCGCGCGCCCGACCCGCUCCGGGCCGCUGCCCUCCUCCGGCCCCGGCGCCCGCGCCGCGUCUGCCAGCCGGUGACCUGGUUUCCCCUCCGGCCCGCCCGGGCGCUCCGACUCGCGCGGCGGCGGCCCGGAGCAGGCCGGCCCGACUCCUCCCGGGGCGCCGCGAGGAAAUGGCCUCCCGGCCGCGCGCCCCGGGCGCUCGCCGGCCCCCGACGCCCCCGCCCUCGACGCGCCCGCCGCGCCCCCCGGCCCCGUGCGCCCGGCCCGCGCCUUCCGGCUCACCGCCUCCGCACCUGCCGCCCCAGGUGCGGGCGCCCCCGGGCCCGGUCCGGGCCGUGCCCUCCACCCCGGAGUCCUCCCCCGGCGGCGAUGUCGCGGCCGUUUUGGUGGCCGCGCGUCCACCCACCCGGCUGCGUGCGCAGGGAGGUUCGGGCUUGGGCGUCAUUCCUCUAG